UUGGAGUCGCCGCUGUGCGCGCGAUAGGCGGACCUUCAAAAAAAAAUAAAAAAAUCUCUCCUCUCAUCCCACUUCGGGGGAGAUUAACGUCCACAAUAGAGCCAAGAGGAGGUAAAACACGAGCCAUUCACGCAGGGGGACGGCGGCGGACGGACGGGGUUGAAGGCAGGACGACAAGCGAGCGACCCCCCGCUCCAUCUCGCGCGUGCGGAGGUAUUCGAGAGUUGGGGGACGCGGUGGUUGAUUUUUCUCCGGUGGCACGGUGCGGUGGUUGAAAAGGGUUGGCCUCACAGUUCUGAGAUCCCCAGGGGGGAGUAAAAGCUUAUUCCCCUUUGCACAAAGCUGCAAUUGAAGCCACUUUUGCUUUCAUAGCCACGAAGGCAUAAGAGAAGACAUGAGUGAGGACAAGCCAGUCGAGGGUGGGGAGUCGGCCCCCUCAGAGAUGAAUGCCAUUCCUAACGGGAAAGGUCACGACGCGGUAGACGAGACGACUGCAUCAUCCAAAACAUCACCCGUGGACGACGGGCCAAAGGAAACAGUAUCCAACAGUGUCCAGAAUGUUGGUCCUAACCCAACCGAGAACACAGAGGCCAACCAGGCCGAAGGUCAGGAGUGCCUAUCAGGUGCUGACAGCAGCAAAAGAACGCGAUUUACUGAUUUUGAAGGAAAAACAUCAUUUGGGAUGUCCGUCUUCAACCUGGGCAACGCAAUCAUGGGAAGUGGCAUCCUCGGACUGGCGUACGCAAUGGCCAACACGGGAGUCGUUCUCUUUUUGGUUCUCCUAACAGUGGUGGCUGCUCUUUCAUCAUAUUCCAUUCAUUUGCUGCUCAAGUCUUCUGGUAUUGUCGGGAUCCGUGCUUAUGAGCAGCUGGGCUACAGGGCUUUUGGCACCCCUGGGAAGAUGGCGGCAGGUAUCGCCAUCACACUGCAGAACAUUGGCGCCAUGUCCAGUUACCUGUACAUAGUCAAGUAUGAAUUUCCGCUGGUCAUACAAGCCUUUCUUAAGGUGGAUAAGCCAGCAGGGGAAUGGUACAUGAACGGGAACUACCUUGUGAUCAUUGUAUCCAUCGCCGUGAUCUUGCCGCUGGCACUCAUGAAGCAGCUUGGCUAUUUGGGAUACACCAGUGGCUUCUCCUUGAGCUGCAUGGUGUUUUUCCUCAUCGCGGUCAUCUACAAGAAGUUCAACGUCCCUUGCCCGUUCGUCGACUUCACCAUCAACGGCACGGCUGGGGGCCUCCUGAACAUCACGGAUUCCGGUGGGGCGGAUGACCCCUCCUGCGUUCCCAAAAUGGCCAACCUUAACUCCCAAACUGCCUACACCAUCCCCAUCCUGGCGUUUGCCUUUGUGUGCCACCCUGAGGUGCUGCCCAUCUACACAGAGCUACGCAACCCCACCAAGAAAAAGAUGCAGCACGUGGCCAACAUGUCCAUCGCGGUCAUGUACGUCAUGUAUUUCCUGGCUGCUCUCUUUGGAUACCUGACCUUCUAUGAUGAAGUGGAGGCUGAGCUCCUUCACACCUACAGUCGCAUCGACCCGUAUGACCCGCUGAUUUUGUGUGUGCGUGUUGCUGUCCUCACUGCGGUCACACUCACUGUGCCAAUCGUACUUUUUCCUGUCCGAAGGGCCAUCCAGCAGAUGAUGUUCCCAAACAAGACGUUCAAUUGGCCGCGCCACAUCGCCAUUGCAUUCACUCUGCUCACGUUCAUCAACCUGCUGGUCAUCUUUGCCCCCAACAUCUUGGGGAUCUUCGGGAUCAUAGGUGCCACAUCUGCCCCUUGUCUCAUUUUCAUCUUCCCUGCUGUCUUCUACAUUCGUAUUGUACCCAAAGAAGAGGAGCCGCUGCGCUCAACUCCCAAAAUACUGGCGGCUUGCUUUGCUGGGCUUGGCUUCCUGUUCAUGAUCAUGAGUCUCAGCUUUAUCAUUAUUGACUGGACUUCAGGCAGCAGCAAAGCCAGCAGUGGCCAUUAAACCAGCUUCGUCAGACCCCCCCCCCCUCCCAUCCCCAUCCCCAUCCAGGAAUUUAAAUCUGGUUUUAUGUGUUCUUAUUCCUUCGUGGUUUUUACUUUGGAUCUUCCAUAGAGAAUAUCGGGAGGGCGCCAUGUCUCUGCACAAAACAAACUUUGUACUGUAAAUCUUGCCACACAACACUACCAGACGGAGAGAAGUCCAUUUUAAGGUGGGUGGGGGUGCCUUGUAAAGGGGGAGGUGUACAAAAGAGGAAAAAGCAACAAUGUAGGAAGCUGCUUUCUUUCCAUGUUCAUCUGUCACUGUCCUGUGAGGCUGGUCUGCAGUCCUGCGGGUACUGCAAUACACGCGUUCUUUUCAGCAUGGAAAAUGUACCGAAUAGAAGAAAUACUUGCGCAAUGUGUCCGCAAACUUCAGCCUCCGUCCAAGCCCUCGUGUCGUGCUGACGGAACACAUUUUCCAAAACAUUCCUUCAUUUUAUGAUCAAAUUAGAUGUUUUUAAUCAUGUAAAUAAAAAAAAAAUAUCGCUCGUAUUCCUUUAGAAUUUAGCUCCUGGCCAUCUUAAAAUGACUUCAGGUGGAUACUUAUCGUACAAGAGGUGCCUUGAGAUACAAGUUUAAUUCGUCCUGUGAUAAACAACCAAAUUUCUUUUUAUACUGUGUUUUUUAAAUGAGAAAAUUAACACUACAGUAUUGUGCUUCAUAAAAGCAUACAAUAAUGACCUAAUUAAAUGGAAUGUAAAGUAUUCCACAGUUUUGCCAGAAUUUUUUUCUUUUACUUUGGUUCAAUGGACAUUGUACUGCUUCUUCUGGUGUGCUCGCCUUAGUCUCUUCUGGGCAAUAUAGUAUAGAAAUAGAAAUACCGUAAUUUCCGGCCUACAAGCCGCGGCUUUUUUCACAUGCUUUCAACCCUACGGUUUAUGCGGUGAUGCGGCGAUAGUGUUAGCGCAGCGCUAGCAUUAGCGCACCAGGUUAUAAGCCUCGCUACACAGAAAGAGUUUAACGCUGUGUAGCUGUUAGCGUUAAACUCUUUCUGUGUACCGAGGCGUAUAACCAGGUGCGCUCUGCAGGCCGAGAAUUACGGUAUACAUGAAGAAGAGUUUGACAAAUGACUCAGUACGCUGAAUUAUACUACAAAGGAUGAAGACUAUAUGCCUACGAGUAUUGUUAUACUGUCUGUUUUGCUGCUUCACCGUUUGAGUUAAAUAUCUGUUGUUUGAAGGUUGAGAACACCGUAACACUGGCGCUAUUUGUUAUCUCAUCUAUGGCGCUUUGUAUUGCUUGUUAGCAUUAAGGUAAAAAGACAAAAAUGUGGUUGGUAUGAUUCUCUUCAAGCAUAAUUUGGGAGUAUACUUCAAGUGGAAGUGGCAUUCAACUGCUCGAAGCCCCUUUUCAAGAAUUGUUCACUAUCCGCAAACGCUUGCGAAGUGAAUUGACUCAAGUUGAGUUCACCGCCACCAUAAAUCACUCAUAUCUCAAAUUUAACGCUCCGAACGAGCACUCGUAUCUCACUCUUAUCUCAAGGCACCACUGUCUUUUUGUUUUUUUCAAUGAUUGCCGAUACUGAAGACCUCAAGAAAAUUACCUCUCAGUGUUCCUUCUUUUUAAUAAUAAUAAAAAGAGUUUAUGUGCGUUGUUACUGAGAUCAACUCGACAACAGGGUCCACUCGAGCAGUGGCCGGCGACAGUUGUUUUGUCUUCACUCGUGUUUCUACCCAACAAUGGGAAAUCAAAGACAUGCGAUACUGUUGCGAUGUCGCUGUUUAGCAUGAGCACUUUUUUUCGACUAAAAGCACAACAUCUUGUAGCCGUUCUAUGUGUGCGAAACAUGUUCAGCGUGUGUGGGCGUGUCCCCUUUUUGUAUAACCCAACGUAUGCUGUAUUAAUCAGUUAGUAGCAACGUGUCAAUGGGUGUUAUAUCGAAUACUACUUGAAUUAACGUGAACUUUUCCUAACAUUCCUCUCCUGAUCUAUUUAGUAGAGCAAAGGUGACCCAAGUUAGUUGGACGUAUCGUCAUACAAGUUUUGUCUUAUUUAUAUAAGAAAGCAUCCCAACUACGGUGGGUUUAUGCAGCGGUGUUGUCAAAUUUGAAUGUACUCACAAGCGAGAAGUACAACUCAAGUGUUUGAAUCUGAUCUCGUGCAAAUGUGUUUUAUGAUGUCACUGGUGUGCUGCACAAAAUCAUUAGUGAUCUUGUCAACCUUUCUGUAUUUUUUUUUAAUAUGGUCAUACUGCUCAGUGCUGUGUUGUCGUUCUUCCAAUUUGCUAACACAACAAAUAUUUUGUAUCCCUCUUUUUUUCUUUUGUGUCUGGUUUCAAGGUUUUUCUAUUCAUACGCAGAAGGGAUCCAUUUGGGUCCACCACUGUAUCCUUAAUCAUUAAAAUGGCUCUCAAAAUGAUUUUGAUUCACCGUGCACAAUAGAAAAUUCCACAAAAAUACGUAAUAUCAAUAACGGUGUUAUACUCUUGUCGGCGGCUGAUCUGCGUUGACCUCUGAACUCUUCGUCAGCUGUCUGUGACCCUCUUUGUGGUGUAUUGAUUGAAAAGUAAUAUCAAAUGUUGAGAUUGGCCAGCAUUUAUAAAUAAAUGUAAAUACACGUACACCCUUUAUAUUCAUAUGCAUAUCUAAUUUGUAUCAUGUAAAUAGCAGUUAGUUUUAGUCAAAUAAAAUAUAUAUAUAUAAUUUUCAAAGUGCUUUUAAACCUCGUCUUUCGAUCGGUGUCUAUUUUCUUGUCUCUAUUUUAAUA
Messenger RNA from Syngnathoides biaculeatus (alligator pipefish), 4713 nucleotides. RefSeq names its product sodium-coupled neutral amino acid transporter 3-like. Gene Ontology annotation, biological process: L-glutamine transport; amino acid transmembrane transport; asparagine transport. The coding region runs from base 395 to 1969 and encodes 524 amino acids. The transcript has 18 exons. NCBI's taxonomy places the organism in Eukaryota, Metazoa, Chordata, Actinopteri, Syngnathiformes, Syngnathidae. Gene Ontology annotation, molecular function: L-glutamine transmembrane transporter activity; L-asparagine transmembrane transporter activity; L-histidine transmembrane transporter activity. The record is from RefSeq and is a predicted model, not a curated record.